This is a messenger RNA of Leucoraja erinaceus (little skate), 8856 nucleotides long. Its product is annotated as alpha-1,3-mannosyl-glycoprotein 4-beta-N-acetylglucosaminyltransferase C-like. The record is from RefSeq and is a predicted model, not a curated record. The transcript has 4 exons. Bases 642 to 2054 code for a protein of 470 amino acids. Gene Ontology annotation, molecular function: acetylglucosaminyltransferase activity. Gene Ontology annotation, biological process: protein N-linked glycosylation. NCBI's taxonomy places the organism in Eukaryota, Metazoa, Chordata, Chondrichthyes, Rajiformes, Rajidae.
GGUUUCACUUCCUCAUCGGUCGCUGCGCCCACGACCCCACACCCGCCCGCCAGCCAGUCUGUAGAUAGAUGGGCGAGGACAGGCGGCUGGAGUAACUCUUCCAUCGCCCCGGCAUUUAUAGAAGUAAAAGGCAAUCUGUCAACACACACGCACCACGCCAGGAAUGAUGCAUUUGGUCCGUGUACAGACCGGUGCCAACGCCUGCCAGUAACAUCGAGUCCACACGCUGACGGGAGGCAACGACAGCCCGGGGCUCUCUCUCUCGCUCUCAGGCUCACUGCGAGGAAUGUAAAUUAGACUCCGCCCCGGGACUUUCUAACCGGACACGUGAAGUCUGUCAUUUACUUGUUGGAGAUACUGUGCAAGCAGGGAGGGAAAGAAAACACAAGUCGCCACCCGAGUCCACAGCGCACGGCAGCCAAGUCGGUUGCAAUCCAGUUGUUUCGGUGUUCCGAUCUGCGGAUUUAUCCGGCUCUAGUGUAAUCUCAGGUAAAAAUCCCCCCCACAAAGUCGAUAAGUGGUUCAGCGUUGCUCUUGCGCCAGCAUGGUUGUGAUUGAAGGAACUGGGAUGACUGCUGGGGUCUCAGAGCAAGACUGAAAACACGCCAGUCUCAUGAUCAACUUGGAAAGCUCCUGCUGCAAUGAGAUGCUACUGGAAGCGAUCAGUAACUACUCUUGGUUUUUCCCUGUGUCUUUGCUUGCUUGUGUAUAUUUGCACAAAGGAUGAUGAAGAAGAGAGUACACAGAAAAUGGAAGAAAGGCGACUGGCCAAAGAAAUAGCCGUGCAGCAGCUGUACUCCGAGAGGAACGUGCAGAACUUCCGGGAGUUGGUCAAUUUCUCUUCCCCCAUUAACGUCACCUAUCAAUAUUUGGCAGGGUACCCUUUGUUAAAAAAAAAAUACAUCACAGUGGGAUUGUCUUCUGUGAAACGGAAGCGAGGAAAUUACCUUCUUGAGACACUGAAGUCCAUCUUCAAGCAGUCUACUAAUGAAGAGCUCACUGAGAUGGUGGUGGUUGUCCACAUGGCUGACUUUGACAUGCUGUGGAAUACGCAAGUGGUGCAGGACAUCUCUACAAAAUUUGCCCACCACAUAAUCUCUGGCCACUUGAUCAUCAUUCAUGCCCCUGAACAGUACUACCCACUGCUAACAGGCCUGAAAAGAAAUUAUAAUGACCCUGCUGAUCGUGUGACAUUCAGGUCAAAACAAAAUGUUGACUAUGCUUUCCUGCUCAACUUUUGUGCAAAUUUAUCAGAUUAUUACAUAAUGCUGGAAGAUGAUGUUCAAUGUUCCCACUCUUUCCUAACUGCAAUUAAGAAAGUCCUUGCUUCAAAGGAGGGCUCCUACUGGGUGACCUUGGAAUUUUCCAAGCUGGGCUACAUUGGAAAACUUUACCAUUCCACUGACCUUCCUAGACUGGCCCACUUCCUUCUGAUGUUUUACCAAGAGAUGCCAUGUGACUGGCUACUAAGCCAUUUCCGAAACCUUCUCACACAAAAAAAUGUCAUUCGUUUUAAGCCUUCCUUGUUCCAACACAUCGGAUACUAUUCAUCUUUCAGAGGUACGGAAAAUAGGUUAAAGGACGAUGACUUUGAAGAAGACUUCUUUGAUGUUCCUGACAACCCGCCAGCAACAAUCUCCACUAACCUCAAAGUUUUUGAAAACUAUGACCCCAGCAAAGCCUACAGUAAUAGUGACGAGUACUUCUGGGGGAAAUCACCCAGCACUGGGGAUUUCUUCACCAUUGUGUUCAUGAAGCCGAUGAACAUCACCAGAAUCCACGUUGUCACUGGCUCAGAAGAUAGACAUGGUGAUGUUCUUCAUUCUGGGAUCGUUGAAGUUGGAAAGAAUCCAAAAUUGACACAAAAGGGGAAAGAUUGCAUAGAAUAUGUUAAACUAAAGGAGUUUCAAUAUGGACAGUUUGACCAAAAAGAUGUAGGUAACAUUAUAAACUUCACCGUAGAAUGUGUACGGAUAUUUGUGACAGAAAGCCAAAGCGACUGGCUUAUUAUUCGUAGUAUUAGUAUUUGGGCAAAGCAAGCCACCUCACUAUGACAAAGUACUUGAAUUAUACCCCUCUAUUGUCUUUGGCUGUCCUCUCCUCAGUGACCUGCCUUGGGUUAUUGUUCUGUGUGUACACCUCGUAAAGCAGUCGCUUGUUCGUGACCGGGUCUGCCUAGCGAACUUUGAGAGCUUGUUGCACUGUGCAGCCUCAUCAAUUUCUGAAUGCAUCUCCAGCCCUCAGAGUUGUUGAGUAGACGGUGAUUCGGAGAAAGCCUUUAUGCAGAUUCAGAUCCCUUCCCCUUGUCCCUGUCCAGGAAGAUCACAUUAGAGUGCAUCAGUUCAGGAAUACCGAAAAGAGCUAAAUAAUUAGUGGUUUGGCAAUUUUUCAGAUGUACAUAAUCUUUCAAUAAAUCAUGAGCGUUAUUCCAAUAGACCACACGAAAAUGACAUGAACGACACUGCCAGCCAGCUAGCCGGAAUCACGAGUCAAUUGCUUAGUUCCUGGUGUGGCAUGCAGCACAAAUGAUAGAUGUUUUGAAAAAAGUGCGAGAUUUUGUAUUCUAAGCUGAUGUUGAAAUAUGUCAGCCCAGAAUUAUGAAAUCUGUUCAGAGGUUUAAUUAUCAUGAUGUUUAGUAGGCAACUAUCUCCUAUCCUCCACCUUUUAGCCCUUCACGUAUGUGAUGGGUAGUGAGAGAGUGUGACUGGGCGAAUAGACAGGGCCGGAAAGCAUGAUAAUUGAACUUCAAAGCUCACAUGAGCAUUUUACAAGAAUUUUUUUUUUUCUGCAUCAAAAAUGAAUAAGCACAAUGAAUCUGGCAGACAAACUGAAAAGCUAAAAAAAUUGAAGUUUUUGAGCAAGAAUGGUGACAGUCAUGUUCAGAUCAAAUAACCAUUAGAUCACAUCUAAUCUUUUCCAAUAAGAUGAUCAAGAGUUAAACUCUCUGUGGUCAUCCCCAAAAUGGAAGAUUUGCACAUUGUGGUACAGGUUUGCAAUGUGAUGGAAGGAGUACAACAUGUCAGGUUGUGUGUCCUGUCUUCGUUUUACCUGAAAAGGAAUAACCCACAACUAGGGAUGUCCCCAACUCAGUAUCUGAGUCUAAGAAUGGAGAGGAUUGGUAGGGGACUUGCAGGAGGGCGAAUUUAAGUUAAUUUGUUCUUUAUAAAUGAUUUUACAAUUCCUCUUCAAAUGGACCCAGUUGAGCUUUGCCUCACCUUAGGGAAGGGGAUCAAUGGCCUUUAUUAAGUGUAAAUAACUGGUGACAAAUUAUGUAUAUUUUGUACAAGUAUUUGUACUUUGAUUCAAAGAAUGCCUUGACAUGUAAUAUAUUCCACAAAUAAUGUGAUCAUUGAUGUUUUCAAGGUAACUUUGCAAAUGAAGAUGUUUAUUCAUGAUAUCUUUUGAAUAAGGAAUUGUUUACUUGUUUUUUAAUGAGAUGAGCAGCUGUUAAAAUAUUUGGAUAUUAAAUGCAGUUGUGGUUCAUUAAUGUUAGAUAUGCUGCACUAUUACAGUUAACUUUUUCAAGAUGUACCUCCUUUGCCUCAUUUUCUACUAUACUGUACUUUAUAAGUUAUAGAUUGAGAGCGUGGACUGAAUGCAUUCAAACCCAACACACGCAAUUUUCUUCAAAAUGUUAUCAUCAGCCAUAAAUACAACUGUUGUAUCCCACACGUGAAGUAUCUAGUAGGUGAAAGUAAUGAGGAACCAUUGAGUGUGGUUUACCCUUACAAGGAAGCUCCAAGAUUUUUUACGCCAACCAAAAUCAAUGUUAUUUAAUUCCAUAAAACAUGGUUAAACCUGCUCACGCACCAGAGGUUCAAUUGUCCAACAUUGGACCAUAACCAUGCAAAUGAUUAUUUUAAAAAUGGACUGUGCCACUUAAAUAAAAUAAAUUAAUUUUAGCGCAGUUUUUCUAACCGUUCCACCGGAGUACUCAUCACAUAUGGAUCUGUUAUGGACUAACUGACAGCCACUAAUUGCUAUGAUUCAUUGGCUCCCUGUGAUCAUCAAUAUCCAACUGUUGCCAUAGUUGAAGACGCAUUAGGUAAAUAUUGGAGUUUAUUGGUUCCGUUUUUCUUGUGUUAUGAUAUCAGAUUGUAAGGGGCCUGUUAGGUUACUUUUGAAAUGCAAAACUACAGAGUUGGGCAGCACAGAAAUGGGCCCUUUCAUCUCUCCACAUCCGGGACGAUCAUGAUAUCUCUACUAAUCACAUGUGGCUACAUUAGGCACAUAUCCCUGUAUGCAUUUCCUAUUUUCGUUAGUUGAAAGAUACAGCGCAGAAACAGGCCCUUUGACCAACCAGCGAUCCCCACACACUAGCACUAUCCUACACACAAUUUUAACAAGCCAAUUAGCUUACAAACCAGUACGCCUAUGGAGUAUGUAAGCAUCUGUCCAAAGUAGAAAUAAGGAACUGCAGAUGCUGGUUUACAAAAAAAGGAACAAAGUGUUGGAGUAACUCAGCAGGUCAUUGCAGCAUUUAACAGGUGCUUUGUAAUCUAAGAUCAAAACACAAUUUGGAUCAGGACCCUUCUUCAAACUCAAAAUGUCACCUAUUCAUGUUCUCCAGAGAUGCUGUUUGACCUACUGGGUUACUCCAGCACUAAGUAUCUGUCUACAUGCCUUUUAACAUAGUUGUAUUUGCCUCUAUCAUUCCGCUGGUAACUUACUCCAGAUGAUCACCACUUUGACAUGGGAUCAACUACAAGGUAGUCUGUGUUGGAAGUUGAUGUAGUCCUCAAAUGAUUUGCAGAGAGAUUAAAGUGUGCUUAGGUUGGAAGCAUUUACACUCCAGAAUGCAAGACCAUAGACAAUAGAACAUAACUAGUGUUUCUAAAGGUUAUACACUUGUCCAUUGAUUUACAUUACUAAAUUAUACAAAUUUAUGUUGUAAUCUGUCGGGUUUUUACAUUCACUUUGAGAAACUUAUUUUGUGCUUGAUUCUGACACGUUUUUCCUUGUAAAUCCUUGACCUUGGUUACUGUCUAUUUCUUCUCCCCUGAAGUCUGUGGAAUUCUCUGCCUCAUAGGGCAAUGGAGGCCGGCUCUCUGGAAACUUUCAAGAGAGAGCUAGAGAGGGCUAAAGAUAGCAGAGUCAGGGGAUAUGGGGAGAAGGCAGGAACGGGGUACUGAUUGGGGAUGAUCUCGGUGCUGGCUCGAAGGGCCGAAUGGCCUCCUCCUGCACCUAUUUUCUAUGUUUCUAUGAUCAGCCAUGAUCACAUUGAAUGGCGGUGCUGGCUCGAAGGGCCCAAUGGCCUCCUCCUGCACCUAUUGUCUAUUGAAGUUUUCACUGUUUACAAAUCUACUUAUUGACUCCUAGAUGCUACGCACAUUGGUAAAGGUCUGUGAUUAAUAGGUAUUUACAUAAACACAAAUCUGUUUAGUGGGUCUGAAGAUGAGUGAAGUAUUGUCAGAAGACAAACUGCUUUAUAGAAUGUAUAGAUAUAGAUUGGAAUAGACAGAGAGACACAAAAAGCUGGAGUAACUCAGCAGGACAGGCAGCAUCUCUGGAGAGAAAGAAUGGGUGAUGUUUUGGGUCGAGACCCUUCUUCAGACUAGAGUCAGGCCUUUCCCCUAAUUCUAGUCUGAAGAAGGGUCUCAACCCAAAACCUCACCCAUUUCUUCUCUCCGGAGAUGCUUCUUGUCCCGCUGAGUUGCUCCAGCAUUUUGUGUCUUAUCUUCGAUUUAAACCAGCAUCUGCAAUUCCUUCCUACACAAAUAGAUCGGAAUGUCUGGCCUAGAUAUACACACACGGUCAGUAGCGUGGACAGCAUUAAAUGCAGCAACAGCUAAAUAGUCUGUCUCUGAAGUUAGAACAUACAACAGUACAGUACAAGAACAGGCCGUUCAGCCCACCAUGACUGUGCCGAACAUGCUGCCAAGACCAUCACUGACCUUACCUGCACAUAACCCAAAUCCCACCAUUUCCUGCAUAUCUAUAAAUUAAUCCAAAAAUCCAUUAAAUUCCACUAAUGUGUCUGCUUCCACCGCCCCCAGCAGUGUUUUGCAGGCACUCAGCACUCUGUGGAAAAAUAUUUAUCCCACACAUCUCCUUCACAUUUCGCUCCUCUCACCUUAAAACGAUGCUCUCUAGUAUUUGUUAUAUUCCACCCUAGGGAAAUGAUUGUAGCAGUCUACAAUAUCUGUGCCUCUCCUUUAGUUUAUAUACCUCCAUCAGGUCUCCCAGAAACCUGGGGCAUUCGAGAGAAAACGAUCCAAGUCUGUCCAAGCUUUCCCUGUCACUAAUACCCUCAUAGAUCAGCCAUCAUUCUGUUAAUACCCUGCUGUUCGAAGUUCUUUCAAACAACUUCAGUAAGCUUUCCCUACAAAUAACUUAAAUGACGUGUACUUUAGAGGCAGAGGGCAAAGACCUGUCAUUACUACACUGCAUGUGUAGCAUCUUGCAUUAAGGAUGAAUUUCUGUGUAGGAAGGAACUGAGUAACUCAGCAGGUCAGGCAGCAUCUCUGGAGAAAAGAAAUGGGUGAUAUUUAGAGUUGGAGCGCUUCUUCAGACUGAAAGAUAGAGGUGGAGGGGGGGGGGGGGAGGAAAAACUGGAGACAAGAAAGGAGCAGAACAAACCAGGGCCAGUGACGGUGACCUCCACCCUUCCUGACGAGAUCUGUUGCCAGCCAGGAUUUAUUCUGGUCCGUUCUCGCCUCCAGUCUUCCUGCCCCUCCCCUUUUCCAGUCUGGAGAAGGGUUCUGACCUCCGGAGGUGCUGCCUGACCCGCUGAGUUACUGCAACAUUUUGUGUCUAUGGGUGAAUUUCUGGUGUAUAUGUGCCUGUGGUAGAUCAAAACUACUGCCUUGACAUCACAUGCAUUCCAUCUUUCAGCCACAGCUCAUCUUCUGCUCCGUCCCCCGUUCUUCUUUACUCGUUUUUAAUCAUAAUUUCAAACCUUUACAAGAAGAUGUAUAAAAAGAUAAAUAUUGAUUGAAGAUCAGGGGAAGUCAAAUGUUAAAUAAUUCCCUCAGCCUUCAUGUUUGGAGAUAAUUGCUUCUCAAUUACCUUCAGGCCAGCAAUUUCCUACCAGGGCUUUCAUUUGAUUACUAGAUUUUUGUCUUUUAUCAAUAUGUGUAACUAUGGGGUGUAAAAUUCAUCACAAAGGUGUCUCAUGUAGUCUAGCCUUAAUCGAAAGACUAAAGGGACACUGCCAUGACCCAGGAGUAGUAUCCUCAACAUCGCCAUCAACAAUUAUUUCAUAAUUCAUGGAAAACUAAGAUGUAUUGCAUCAUGAAACUCUGAGGUCAACUGCAUUCCAGAAACGAUAUGCUGUUUGGUUGAUAGCAGCAUACAGAAUGACAGAUUACCUGUAGCCAUCCGAGAUUUCCACUUCACCAGCCAGGAGAUACUUAAAACAGGAUUGCUGGACUAAAUCCAAUACUGAAUUAUAUGUGGUUAGGAUAGAGUUAUUUUUAUUAAAAAAUGAAAUUGAACAACUGCAGUAACACAUUACCAGGUAUCUGGGCUUCGAUGCUCUGUAAUUCAUCAUAUUCAGCAGGAAAAUUGACUCUGAUUUUUUUUUUGUUUACUCUGCAUGUCCUCAAAAACAAACGUCAACUCCUGUGGUAAAUUGAUUUUUUUGGUCGCACAUCCCUGAAGUUGAACAGUAAGCCGUACACUGAAUUUUAAAUUAUUUCACAUUGUUAAAACUGAUCUUGAUGGACUCUCUGCAGCAGAAUUGUGGCAAUGUUUGUUUAAUAUGUUUAUGCUUUUGUUUAGAUUCUGGGAGGCUAGCUGCUCUGAUCUUACUUCUGGCUCCUCUAUUUUAAUUACAAUCACAGAUUAUUUUUUUUUAAUAUCAAGAGCAUAAACUCUUGAUUUAUCAGAGAUUUUCUUCCUGAAUGCAGACAAGGGGCAACCGCUUCAUCACAACUUAAUUAAUAAUCCUAACUCUUUCAACGAACCUGCAUUGAAUAAAUCUAACGCUGGACUUAUUUGUUUUACGUAUCAAUUGACACUUCCAGAAAAUUACACAAAGUAUAGAAGAAGUUUUAUACAUGUUUUGAAUCCUUUUUAAAAUGCAAUGGUGAUUGGAUGGUGAAUAUCAUGAUUGAUACAAAUUAUUAGAAUUUUACAUUAUUACAAACAGGACUUAGUUGUUUGAUAGGACAAUGAUGUUCCAUAGUUUUAAGACAACAUACAUGGUUUUGAAUUGGAAAAUAUGGGGCGAAGUGAAGCAGCUUCACUGGGGAAUAGAUUAUAUUUUCAGUUUGUUUUUCCAAAAUCUUUUUUCAUAGCUAAGUGUCACCAGUCCAACUGUUAACUAUCACCAUCAUGGUAGAUUCACCGUGUAUUUCCAUGAGCUGUGAUGUUCUUUAACCGGCUUCUACAAGUGCUAUUGUAACACAGCUCCAACCCAUCACUUCAUUCACCAUCAAAAAGCCGUCAGCAUUUAUACUGUUGGAAAAAAAUGAAACAGCACAAAUUAGGGUUUUGGGUACGUAACUGAGAUACAGUGUCAUUUCACUUACAUUUCACUGGAUUCAGUAAAGCCCUUUAUUUUCAACGUAGCAAAUCUGUGAAAUACCAUUGAGAUUAUUAUGCAAUGACACAAUGUUCUUUGGUAUUGGAGACGGGUAUUCUGCCAUCAUUGCACUAUUACUAGGUUCUUCCAUGGAUGAGCAAAACUAGUAUGUGUAAUUGUUUAAAAUCAUCACAAAUUGUUCUCAAUUUUCAUUCAUUAGUAAUUCUGGUUUUGUAGACAUCUUUGUGAUUCUGCAUAGAGUUUUACAAACAUACAUUGAGCAGUGAUUUUAUUUCUAUUGUCCAGUAAAGUUUUUUUUGUGUGCGUGUAGAAGAGUGUGUGUGAAUUUGCUCUCAGUAAUAUGUUUGAAUAAAUCAAUUUGACUAGUA